This is a messenger RNA of Acomys russatus (golden spiny mouse), 2061 nucleotides long. It is a transcript of the gene Moxd1, whose product is annotated as monooxygenase DBH like 1. Gene Ontology annotation, cellular component: secretory granule membrane. Lineage: Eukaryota; Metazoa; Chordata; Mammalia; Rodentia; Muridae. Gene Ontology annotation, molecular function: copper ion binding; dopamine beta-monooxygenase activity. The record is from RefSeq and is a predicted model, not a curated record. Gene Ontology annotation, biological process: octopamine biosynthetic process; norepinephrine biosynthetic process; dopamine catabolic process. The coding region runs from base 16 to 1857 and encodes 613 amino acids. The transcript has 12 exons.
UGGCGGGACGGAAGGAUGUGCGGUUGGCUGCUGCUAGUGCUAUGGACGCUGCUCCCCGCGACGGGUGCAGGGAGCUCGGGCCGCUGGUACCCGCACCGCACGGUCCUCGACCCCGAGGGCAAGUACUGGCUGAGCUGGGGCCGGCAGGGUGGGCGACUGGCCUUCCGUCUGGAGGUGCGCACGACCGGCUACGUGGGCUUCGGAUUCUCGCCCACCGGGACCAUGGCCUCGGCAGACAUCGUGGUGGGCGGCGUGGCCCACGGGCGGCCCUACCUCCAGGACUACUUCACAAAUGCAAAUAGAGAAUUGGGAAAAGAUUCCCAGCAAGACUACCACCUAGAGUACUCCAUGGAGAACAGCACACACACAGUGGUUGAGUUUACCAGAGAACUGCACACCUGUGAUGACAAUGAUAAGAGCCUCACGGACAGCACAGUGAGAGUUAUCUGGGCCUACCACCCUGAAGAUCCUGGAGAAUCGGGUCCUAAAUACCAUAACUCAAAUCGGGGCACAAAGAGUCUGCGGUUGCUGAACCCUGAGAAAGCCAGUGUGUUGUCUCCAGCCUCACCGUAUUUUGAUCUGGUAAAUCAAGACGUCCCCAUUCCAAACAAAGGCACAACAUACUGGUGCCAAAUGUUUAAGAUCCCUGCAUUCCAGGAAAAGCGUCAUGUAAUAAAGGUUGAGCCCGUAAUAGAGAAAGGCCACGAGAGCUUGGUCCAUCACAUCCUGCUCUAUCAAUGCAGCAGCAACUUUAAUGACAGUGUUCUGGACUACGGCCAUGAGUGCUACCAUCCAAAUAUGCCCGAUGCCUUCCUUACCUGCGAAACUGUGAUUUUUGCCUGGGCCAUUGGUGGAGAGGGCUUUACCUACCCACCUCAUGUUGGGCUAUCCCUCGGCAUGCCACUGGAUCCUCAUUAUGUGCUCUUAGAAGUCCAUUACGAUAAUCCCACACACAAGAAAGGUUUAAUAGACAGUUCUGGCCUGAGGUUUUUCCAUACCACGGAUAUAAGGACAUAUGAUGCAGGAGUGAUUGAGGCUGGCCUCUGGGUGAGCCUCUUCCACACAGUCCCUCCAGGGAUGCCUGAGUUCCGGUCCGAGGGUCACUGCACUCUGGAGUGCCUGGAGGAGGCCCUGGGAGCAGAGAAGCCAAGUGGAAUCCACGUGUUUGCGGUUCUCCUUCACGCUCACCUGGCGGGCAGAGGCAUCCGGCUGCGUCAUUUUCGCAAGGGGGAGGAAAUGCAAUCCCUGGCUUACGACGAUGACUUCGACUUCAAUUUCCAGGAGUUCCAGUAUCUGAAGGAAGAACAAACAAUCUUGCCGGGAGAUAGCCUGGUUACGGAAUGCCGCUACAACACCAAGGACAGAGCUGGGAUGACUUGGGGAGGACUAAGCACCAGGAACGAAAUGUGUCUCUCGUACCUUCUUUAUUACCCAAGGAUCAACCUGACGCGGUGCGCCAGCAUCCCGGACAUCAUGGAACAGCUGCAGUUCAUCGGCGUGAAGGAGAUCUACAGACCCGUCACGACAUGGCCCUUCAUUAUCAAAAGCCCUAAGCAGUACAGAAACCUUUCUUUCAUGGAUGCGAUGAACAAAUUUAAAUGGACCAAAAAAGAAGGGCUGUCCUUCAAUAAGCUCGUCCUUAGCCUGCCCGUGAAUGUGAGAUGUUCCAAGACAGACAACGCAGAGUGGUCGAUUCAAGGGAUGACCGCCUUACCUCCGGAUAUCAAGCGGCCUUAUAAAGCGGAAGCUCUGGUGUGCAGGACAUCUGCUUCCUCUCCUCUGCAUGGCAUCUUCUCUCCCAGGUUGCUCAUGUGCUCUCUGCUUCUUGGAAUUAUGUUGAGCACCCAGGGCUCGUGACUCCUGUGCAUGGUGAUGCUACAGUCUGGGAUCCAAGACUGUCCCUUUAAAGUCAAAUUAAAGACCCUGUUCAUGUUGGGCCUGAAGAGAUGGGUCUGAAGAGCCUGGGAACGAAGUCUGCACACUCCUUCCAUGUUCCUUUCCAGUCCACCUGAGCGAUGCCACUGACUUCCGCUUCUCAGUUUCCUCACAGAAGCCAAUGUU